Messenger RNA from Effrenium voratum, 176 nucleotides. Lineage: Eukaryota; Dinophyceae; Suessiales; Symbiodiniaceae. The record is from the annotation of a GenBank genome assembly.
GCGGGUACGGGCAACAUCGUCUUUACGCCGGCGACCGGCAGCCCCAUCUCCAUGGAUAUCACAAACGUCAACACCGGCACCUGCGCACCUGCGAAGCUGGGCAUCGUGCUGACCACCUUCACGGCCGAUUGGGCCUCCUGCGGUGCCUCGUCCCCUCUCUCCACGAGCAUGAACUG